Messenger RNA from Hirundo rustica (Barn swallow), 8319 nucleotides. Its product is annotated as epiplakin-like. The coding region runs from base 1 to 8319 and encodes 2772 amino acids. The record is from RefSeq and is a predicted model, not a curated record. Gene Ontology annotation, molecular function: structural molecule activity; keratin filament binding. Lineage: Eukaryota; Metazoa; Chordata; Aves; Passeriformes; Hirundinidae. The transcript is spliced from 2 exons. Gene Ontology annotation, cellular component: cell junction; cytoskeleton; cytoplasm. Gene Ontology annotation, biological process: wound healing; intermediate filament bundle assembly.
AUGGAGAGCGAGCCAGCGGUGAACGGCCACGCCGUUCCCAGCUCUCCCGGGGGAGACGCGUCAGGGACAAACGGCCCGUGCCAGGGCGCGAUGCCGCGCAAACCGCGGAAAGCAGCCGGCAGUGCCGCGGCGGCUCCGGGCGCCGCUGGGGAACCCUCGGAGACGGCUGGCAGCAUUGCGGGCGUGUACGUCGAGGCUUCAAAGAGGACAAUGAGCUUUUACGAGGCCACCAGAGAGCACCUGCUGAGCCUGGAUUUGGCCCUCUGCCUCCUGGAGGCGCAGGCAGCCACGGGCUCCAUCUCCGACCCGCUGGGGAAGCGUGGCGUCCCCGUGGCAGAGGCCGUGCGGACGGGGCUGGUGGGGCUGGAGCUGAAGGAGCGGCUGCUCUCGGCGGACAGAGCCGCCACCGGCUUCGUGGACCCUUACACGGAAGAGAAAAUCUCCCUGUACCAGGCGAUGCAGAAGGAGCUGGUGGGGAGGGAGCAGGGCGUUCGCCUGCUCCAGGCCCAGCUGGCGACCGGAGGCGUCAUCGACCCGGCCACCGGCGGCCGGCUCCCGGCAGAGGCGGCCUGUGAGAGGGGAUAUUUGGAUGAGGAGAUGAGGCGGCUGGUCUCCGACCCCAGCAACGAGGAGAGCAAAGCGUUCCUGGACCCCAGCACAAUGGAGAAGGUCACCUACCAGGAGCUUCGGAAGAGGUGUCUCGUGGAUCCAGCCUCAGGCCUCCUCCUCUUGCCGCUGCAAAUCACCUUCCCGGGGCUGGGCGGGCGGGUGAGCGGCAGGGACCUGGUGGACUCCGGCAUCAUCAGCCCUGACGUGUUCCGAGGCCUCGAGGAGGGACGGGUCUCUGCCCAGGAGGUGGCAGAGAAUGACGCGGUCCAGCAGUUCCUGCGCGGCACGAGGAGCGUGGCCGGGGUGGUCCUGCCCUCCGGGGAGCAGAAAAGCCUUUACCAGGCCCUGAGGGAGCAUCUCCUUGUGCCUGGUGCUGCUCUCCUGCUCCUGCAAGUCCAGGCCUCCACCGGCAGCCUGACAGACCCCCUAAAGAACAAAAGCUACUCCGUGGAUGAGGCUGUCAGGGUUGGCCUCAUCGGCCCAGAGCUUUACGAGAAACUCUCUUCGGCCGAGAAAACCAUCACGGGAUACAGGGACCCCUCCACCGGAGAAACGCUCUCCCUGUUCCAAGCCAUCGGGAAGGGCUUCGUCCCCAGGGAUCACGGCCUUUGCCUCCUGGAGGCUCAGCUGGCCACGGGGGGUGUGAUCGCUCCGGGCAGGCGCAUCCGUGUGCCCGCGGAGACGGCCUGCGAGUGGGGGCACCUGGACGAGCCCACCAGGCAGCUCCUCUCCAGCCCUCCCGACGACCUGAAGGGGUUCUUCCACCCCGGCUCCAAGGAGAAGCUGAGCUACGCGGAGCUGCUCCGGCGCUGCGUCACCGAUCCCGGCACGGGGCUCCUGCUGCUGCCACUCGCCGGGGACGGCAGCGGAGGGUCGCAGGGAACGCCCCGUGGCUUCCUCGACCACGGGAGCCAGAUGGCUCUGGAAAACGCACGGGUGCCCGUGGCUGCGGGGAAAUUCAAGGGCAAGUCGGUGUCUCUCUGGAAACUGCUCUUCUCCGACUACAUCCAGGGCGAGCAGAGAGCUGCGCUGGCUCAGCAGUUCCUGGCGGGAGCGCUCUCCCUGCAGGGACUGGGAGAGGCCGUCAGAGCCGCCGUGGAGGAAAAGGCUGCCACUGCUAACGUCACCUUCAAGGGCCUGAGGGACCAGGUGACGGCCGACCAGCUCCUGAGCUCGGAAAUUAUCAACAAAGACCUGUUUAAGAAACUCAAGGAGGGAGAAACCUCGGCCAAAGAAGUCGUCAGCAUGGACACGGUCAGGAAGUACCUGCAGGGCACCGGGAGCAUCGGUGGGCUGCUGCUCCCCGACUCCCAGGAGAAGAUCAGCAUCUACCAGGCAAAGCGGAAGGGGCUGCUGCGGCCGGGAACGUCUCUGAUCCUCCUGGAGGCGCAGGCCGCCACGGGGUUUGUCAUUGACCCAGCUGCCAACAAGCGGUAUUCCGUGGAUGAGGCUCUGCGCGCGAACGUCAUCGGCCCCGACGUCUACGACAAGCUGCUGGCGGCGGAGAAAUCGGUCACGGGCUACAGAGAUCCUUACUCGGGCGACAAGAUCUCCCUGUUCCAGGCCAUGCAGAAGGAGCUGAUCGUCAGGGACCACGGCAUCCGCCUGCUGGAGGCCCAGAUCGCCACGGGCGGCAUCAUCGACCCCGUCAACAGCCACCGCAUCCCCGUGGAGGUGGCCUACAAGCGCGGCUACUUCGACAAGAAGAUGAAUUUAAUCCUCUCCGACCCCAGCGACGACACCAAGGGCUUCUUCGACCCCAACACGCACGAGAACCUGACCUACCUGCAGCUGAAGGAGAAGUGCAUCACCGAGCCCUCCACCGGGCUCUGCCUCCUCCCUCUGAACAGCAGGAAGCGGCAGUUCGUGGAUGAGGCCACCAGGCAGGCGUUCAGGGGCUCCUGGCUGCCCGUCAGGUUCGGGCGCUUGCGGGGGGAGAACGUCUCCGUGUGGGACCUGCUGAACUCCGAGUACUUCAGCGAGGGCAGGCGCCGGGAGAUUUUCAACCACUUCCAGCUGAGGAAGCUCAGCCUGGAGCAAAUCCGGCUCAUGCUGGAGGAGGAGAUGAAGAAAUGGGCCCCCAUCAAGUUCCCGGCCAUGAGGGGCAACGUCAGCGCCUAUCACCUGAUGGAAACCGGUGUCAUCGACAGGGCGCUGUUUGAGCGGGUGCUGGAGGGAUCCGUCACCCCGGAGCAAGUCCUGCGCAUGGACUCCGUCAGGAAGUACCUCUACGGCUCGGGCAGCAUCGGGGGGAUUGUGCUCCAGCCGUCCAACCAGAGGAUGAGCAUUUAUGAGGCCAUGAAGCAGAACAUCGUGGUGCCAGGAGUAGCCCUGCCCCUGCUGGAGGCCCAGGCCGCCACGGGCUUCAUUAUCGACCCCGUGAACAACCAGAAGCUCCGCGUGGAUGAGGCCGUCAAGGAGGGGGUCAUCGGGCCAGACGUCCACGAGAAGCUGCAGCACGCGGAAGGGGCCGUGACGGGCUACAAAGACCCCUUCACGGGCAAGAAGAUCCCCCUUUUCCAGGCGAUGAAGAAGGGCCUGAUCGCCGACAAGCAGGCCAUGCAGCUCAUGGAGGUGCAGAUGGCCACCGGCGGCAUCAUCGACCCAGCCUGCGGCCACCACCUGCCCCUCGAGUCGGCCCAGCAGCGAGGCUGCCUGGACGAGGACACGAGCAAGGCCCUCUCCAAGCCCAGCGAUGACCACAGAGUGUUCUGCCUCCCGGACAGCAAGGAGAGCGUGACCUACGCCGAGCUCAUCCAGCACUGCCAGAAGGACGAGGUCUCCGGCUUCCACUUGCUGCCUCUGGCACAGGCGGCCGCUCCUGCCUACACCGACGAGCAAAUCCAACGGAUUUUCAAGGAGACCGCGGUGAAGGAAAAAGGGGUCUCCCUCUGGGAGCUCGUGCACUCGGGGUACUUCACCGAGGAGCAGAGGAGCGACUUCACGGAGAGGUUCCGGUCGGAGGAGCUGUCGCUGGAGCAGCUGGUUGCUCUUGUGCUCAGGCUGGUGGGGGAGAUGGAGAUGAAAGCCAGGACCCAGAUCUCCCUGGAAGGCCUGAGGGGCAGCGUCCCCGUGGUCUGGCUGCUGGACACGGGCAUCAUUUCCCAGAAGACGUUCGAAGAACUGGCUCAGGGCGUGAAAACUCCCGAAGAAGUGGCCGCAAUGGAGAGCGUAAAGAGGUACUUGAAGGGCACAGGCAGCAUUGCUGGGGUCCUCAUAGAGGCCACCAAACGGAAGAUGAGCUUCUACGACGCCAUGAAAAACAACCUCCUCCUCCCCGGGGCUGCUCUGCGGCUGCUGGAGGCUCAGGCAGCCACAGGGUACCUGAUCGACCCCGCCACGAACCGGAGGCUCAGCGUGAGGGACGCCGUGAGGGCGGCUGUGGUGGGAGAGGAGCUGAGCGAGAAACUCCUUCUGGCUGAGAGGGCCGUGACGGGCUACACCGACCCCUACACCGGCGGCUCCAUCUCCCUGUGCCAGGCGCUCAGGAAGGAGCUCGUCCCCCUGGCAGAGGCGGUGCCCUUGCUGGAGGCGCAGCUGGCCGCGGGAGGGGUGGUGGAUCCCGUCCACCACCUCCACCUGCCGCUCCAGGCCGCCUGCAGGUACGGCUUCUACGACGAGGACCUGAACCAAGCCCUCUCGCAGCUGGACGACAGCACCAAGAUCUUUUUCGACCCGAACACCAAGGAGAACGUGACCUACCAGCAGCUGAAGGAGCGGUGCGUGCGCGAGGCCGAGUCGGGCCUGUGGCUCCUCCCUCUGUCGGAAAACGCGAUGUUCUGCGUGGAUGAGCAGACCAUGAAGGUGCUGAGAUCCGUGACCGUCUGCGUCAACGUGGGGCGGUUCAAGGGGCAGACCGUGUCCGUCUGGGACCUCCUCAACUCCGAGUACUUCUCGGACAGCAGGAGAAGGGAGCUGGUGCAGAAGUACAAAGACGAGAAGGCUGAAGCGCUACAGGAAAUCACAACAGCUCUCACCACAAUCAUCCAAGAGACGGAGGCGCAGGGCAAGAAGUUCGCGUUCAAGGGCCUGCGGAAAAGAGUGUCCGCCAGCGACCUCUUCCAGUCCCAGCUGAUAGACAAAAAAACCCUCGAUGAGCUCAACCAGGGCAAGAAAACGGUCAAGGAGGUCACGGAGAUGGAGUCUGUCCGCAGGUACCUGGAGGGCAGUAAUUUCAUAGCAGGGGUCCUCAUACAGCCAAGCAACGAGAAGAUGAGCAUCUACCAGGCCAUGUGGAAGGGCAUCCUGAGGCCAGGGACCGCCCUGGUGCUGCUGGAGGCGCAGGCGGCCACCGGCUACAUCAUCGACCCUGAGAAAAACAAGAAGUUUUCGGUGGAGGAAGCCUUAGAGGUGGGUCUGAUUGGAGGGGAGAUUUUCGAGAAGCUGCUCUCUGCCGAGAGAGCCGUGACGGGCUACACGGACCCCUACACCAAAGCCCCCAUGUCCCUGUUUGAAGCCAUGAACCAAGGGCUGAUCGUGAAGAGCCACGGCAUCCGCCUGCUGGAGGCCCAGAUCGCCACGGGCGGCAUCAUCGACCCCGUGCACAGCCACCGCGUCCCCGUGGAGGUGGCCUACAAGCGCGGCUACUUCGACCAGGAGAUGAACCAGGUGCUGUCCGACCCCGGCGACGACACCAAGGGCUUCUUCGACCCCAACACGCACGAGAACCUGACGUAUAUGCAGCUCCUGGAGAGGUGCGUGCAGGACCCAGAGACUGGGUUGUACAUGCUGCAAGUUGUAAAGGAGGGAGGAAAGUACUUCUACAUCGACGAGUCCACGAAACAGGCUUUGCGCUCCAGGGCCCUGCAAGUGAAGGUUGGAAAGUUUAAGGACCAGACAGUUUCUGUCUGGGAAGUGCUCUGCUCUCACUACAUCUCAGAGCAGAAAAGGAAAGAGCUGGUGAUGCAGUACAAAAGCAAAACCCUCAUGCUGGAGGACCUGAUAUCCCUCAUCCUAAAAAUCAUCGAGGACACAGAGCGAAGGGGAGAAGCCCUCAAGGUCAAGGGGCUGCGGGGGGAGGUGUCGGUGUCAGAACUGUUCAACUCUGAGAUAAUCGACAAGAAAACUCUGGAUCAGCUGCAGGACGGCAGCCUGGCGCUUGCCAGCCUCACAAAGAGGGACACGGUCCGAAGGUACCUGGAUGGCACUGGGUGCAUCGCUGGCGUUCUCCUCCCCUCGAGGAAAGAGGUGAUGAGCAUCUACCAGGCGCUGAAGAAAGGUCUUCUCACCGAGCAAUGUGCACUGGGGCUGCUGGAGGCACAGGCGGCCACCGGCUUCCUCCUCGACCCCCGGAACAACCAGAAGCUCUUGGUGGACGAGGCCGUCUCGUCCGGGCUGGUGGGCGGCGAGCUGCGAGAGCAGCUGCUGUCGGCAGAGAAAGCCGUGACGGGAUACACGGAUCCUCAGACAGGAAGCAAAAUGUCUCUCUUCCAGGCUGUGAGGCAGAAGAUCGUCGUCAGGGACCACGGCAUCCGCCUGCUGGAGGCCCAGAUCGCCACGGGCGGCAUCAUCGACCCCGUGCACGGCCACCGCCUGCCCGUGGAGGUGGCCUACAGGCGCGGGCACCUGGACGAGGACACGUUCCUCCUGCUUUCGGAUCCAGACCACGGCAGCAAAGGCUUCAUCGAUCCGAACACUCGUGAGAAGAUCAGUUACAGCCAGCUCCUGCAGAGGUGUGCCAAGGACGGGGAGAGCGGCUUGUACCUGCUGCAGGUCCUGGAAAAGGAAGGCGACUAUUUCUACAUCGACGAGCAAACGAAAAGCGCCCUGUUGUGCACCAACGUCCAGGUGCCUGUGGGAAAAUACAAGGGACAAGUGUUAUCGCUGUGGGAACUCCUCUGCUCCGAGUACGUCACGGAGGAGAAAAGAAAAGAGCUGGUGAAAAAGUACAAAGCGGAAUCCCAACACAUUGUGCAAGGAAUCAUUGAGACGAUACUGAAGAUCAUCAGAGAAAAAGAAGAGGGCAGAGGUGAUGUCUGGUUCCAGGGAAUCCGACAGCAAAUUACGGCGUCAGAGCUGCUCAGUGCACAGAUAAUUACAGAGGAAACAGCAGAAAAACUCCAGGAAGGAAAAAAGACGGCAGAGGAAAUAGCGCAAAUAGAAAGUGUGAGGAGGUACCUUGAGGGAACUGGCAGCAUCGCCGGCGUGCUGGUGCCCUCAAAAGCUGAGCCUGGAAAGAUGGACAAGAUGAGCAUCUACCAGGCCAUGUGGAAGGGCAUCCUGAGGCAGGGCACGGCGCUGGUGCUGCUGGAGGCACAGGCCGCCACCGGCUUCCUGGUGGACCCGGUCAAGAACCAGAAGCUCUCCGUGGACGAGGCCGUGGCCGCCGGGCUGGUGGGCAGUGAAUUAAAAAACAAACUUCUCAGUGCUGAGAAAGCAGUGACAGGAUACACCCACCCCUACACGGGACAAAAGAUGUCCCUGUUCCAGGCCAUGAAGCAGGAGCUGAUCGUCAGGGACCACGGCAUCCGCCUGCUGGAGGCCCAGAUCGCCACGGGCGGCAUCAUCGACCCCGUGCACAGCCACCGCCUGCCCGUGGAGGUGGCCUACAAGCGCGGCUACUUCGACCAGGAGAUGAACCAGGUGCUGUCCGACCCCGGCGACGACACCAAGGGCUUCUUCGACCCCAACACGCACGAGAACCUGACCUACCUGCAGCUGCUGCGCCGCUGCGUGCCCGACCCGGACACGGGGCUGCUGAUGCUGCAGCUGACGGACAAGGGCUCCGUGCUCUACCAGCUGAGCGAGGAUGCCCGCAGAGCCCUGCAGGCCGCCCGCACCACGCUGGCUCCGGGGCUCUUCCAGGGCCAGAGCGUCAGCGUCUGGGAGCUCCUCUUCUCCCGCUACGUCCCCGAGCAGCGCCGCCAGGACCUGCUGCGCCGGUACAAGGCCGGCACGCUCAGCAUUGCGGAGAUGAUCGAGCUCCUGACGGCCAUCGAGGCGGCGCGGCGCAGCAGCAGCGUGAAAUUCGCCGGCCUCAGGCGGCAGGUGAGCGCCUCGGACCUGCUGGACUCGGGCAUCAUCGACACGGGCACGCUGGCCGAGCUGGUGCAGGGCGCCAGGACCGUGCAGGAGGUGACGCAGAUGGCCUCGGUCAAGCGCUACCUGGACGGCACGGGCGUCAUCGCCGGCGUGCUGGUGCCCUCCAAGGCCCGGCCCGGCCAGACGGAGAAGAUGAGCAUCUACCAGGCCAUGUGGAAGGGCGUCCUGAGGCAGGGCACGGCGCUGGUGCUGCUGGAGGCACAGGCCGCCACCGGCUUCCUGGUGGACCCGGUCAAGAACCAGAAGCUCUCUGUGGACGAGGCCGUGGCCGCCGGGCUGGUGGGCGGCGAGCUGCACGAGAAGCUGCUGUCGGCCGAGCGGGCCGUGACGGGCUACACGGACCCCUACACGGGCGACAAGAUCUCCCUGUUCCAGGCCAUGCAGAAGGAGCUGAUCGUCAGGGACCACGGCAUCCGCCUGCUGGAGGCCCAGAUCGCCACGGGCGGCAUCAUCGACCCCGUGCACAGCCACCGCCUGCCCGUGGAGGUGGCCUACAAGCGCGGCUACUUCGACCAGGAGAUGAACCAGGUGCUGUCCGACCCCGGCGACGACACCAAGGGCUUCUUCGACCCCAACACGCACGAGAACCUGACCUACCUGCAGCUGAUGGAGCGGUGCGUGCCCGACCCGGACACGGGGCUUUAUUUCCUUAAUAUUUUAAAGAAAUAA